Messenger RNA from Suricata suricatta (meerkat), 613 nucleotides. RefSeq names its product bile salt-activated lipase-like. Gene Ontology annotation, biological process: neuron cell-cell adhesion; synaptic vesicle endocytosis; chemical synaptic transmission. The record is from RefSeq and is a predicted model, not a curated record. NCBI's taxonomy places the organism in Eukaryota, Metazoa, Chordata, Mammalia, Carnivora, Herpestidae. Gene Ontology annotation, cellular component: cell surface; postsynaptic specialization membrane; synapse. Bases 59 to 598 code for a protein of 179 amino acids. Gene Ontology annotation, molecular function: neurexin family protein binding; triacylglycerol lipase activity; signaling receptor activity. The transcript has 3 exons.
CCAUGAAGGCCCACCCCCCACCCCACCCUCAGGUAACUACGGCCUUCGGGAUCAGCACAUGGCCAUCGCCUGGGUGAAGAGGAACAUCGCAGCCUUUGGGGGCGACCCCAACAACAUCACCAUCUUUGGAGAGUCCGCCGGGGGUGCUAGCGUUUCUCUGCAGACCCUCUCUCCGUACAACAAGGGCCUCAUCCGGCGCGCCAUCAGCCAGAGUGGUGUGGCACUAUGCCCCUGGGUCAUCCAGAAGAACCCCCUCUUCUGGGCCAAAAGGAUCGCCGAGAAGGUGGGCUGCCCCACAGACGAUACCGCCAGGAUGGCCAAGUGUCUCAAGGUCACCGACCCCCGUGCCCUGACGCUGGCCUACAAGAUGCCCCUCGCAGGCAUGGAGUGUGAGUGGAGGCUGCUGGGCGGGGGAGGGGCUUGCUCCUGGAGGAGAGGAGCCCCCAGGCCCGGCCCUGUCACCAGACUGCUGGCCUCCCUAGGCCGCUUGCCGCCACGCCUGGAGGAGCAGCGGGCCUGGUUCUUUCUCAUCCUCCUGGGUCCUGACCCCUUCGAGAAGCUGGGGAGCCCCCAGCCCCCACAGUGCAUGCGGUUUUAGGGGGGCUCAUGGACC